Molecule: messenger RNA, 1904 nt
Organism: Mesitornis unicolor (brown roatelo)
Lineage: Eukaryota; Metazoa; Chordata; Aves; Mesitornithiformes; Mesitornithidae
Product: UDP-glucuronosyltransferase 1-1-like
Exons: 5
Coding region: 1-1590 (529 amino acids)
Molecular function (GO): UDP-glycosyltransferase activity
Source: RefSeq, a predicted model, not a curated record
AUGGCUUCUUCAACUCCAGGAUUUAAUUCUCUUGCCUCCUGGGUGGUGUUUUCCUUGCUCCUGUGGACCUUUUCUGAAGGUGGAAAGCUUUUGGUUGUACCUAUUGAUGGCAGCCACUGGCUCAGCAUGCGCCCGGUUGUGGAGCGGCUCAGACAGAGAGGACACGAAAUUGUGGUGGUUGCGCCAGAGAUAAAUUUGCGGAUAGAUUCAUCAGCGCAUUAUACCAUGAAAACAUAUUCUGUGCCUUACACCAAGGAAUAUGUGGAGGAAGAAUUUAAAAAGAUGGGGCACAGAAGUUUCACACCUCAACCCUUCUUGGAAAAAUUCUCAAGAAUGACAAAUAUUAUAACCAUGUUCUUUGAUUCCUGCAAACGUCUUCUGUCUAACAAAGAGCUGAUCGAAUACCUUGAGGAAAGCCAAUUUGAUGCUGUCUUUAUGGAUCCUUUUUUUCCAUGUGGACAGAUAGUGGCCGAACAUCUCUCCCUACCUUCUGUGUACCUUGUACGGGGACUGCCGUGCAGCCUAGACGUCCACGCUACCUUCUGCCCAAAUCCUCCUUCUUACGUUCCUAGGUUCUUCACUCGCUACACGGACCGCAUGACAUUCGUCCAGCGUGCAGGCAAUCUCAUAGCUAGCCUGAGCAGUUCCCUGAUUUGCAGUUUUCUUUAUUCCCUGUAUGAUGGUUUGAUCAAAGAGUUCCUCCAACAAGAGGCAACCCUGCUUGAGCUUCUCAGCCACGCGUCUGUUUGGCUCAUGAAAUACGACUUUGUGUUUGAGUACCCCAGGCCCCUAAUGCCUAAUAUGGUCUUGAUUGGAGGCAUAAGCUGUGCUCAGCAAAACACGUUAUCACAGGAAUUUGAAGCUAUUGUGAAUGCCUCUGGAGAACAUGGCAUUGUUGUCUUCUCGCUGGGCUCCAUGGUCUCUGAGAUUCCUAUGACGAAAGCCAGAGAAAUUGCAGAUGCCUUGGGAUCAGUCCCUCAAACGGUUUUGUGGCGAUACACAGGAGAGGUGCCCCCCAACCUGCCAAAGAAUGUAAAGCUCAUGAAAUGGCUGCCACAGAAUGAUCUUCUAGCUCACCCUAAGACUCGUGCCUUUAUUACCCAUGGAGGCUCACAUGGUGUUUAUGAGGGCAUAUGCAAUGCAGUGCCAAUGGUACUAAUGCCGUUAUUUGGAGACCAGAUGGACAACGCCAAGCGAGUAGAGUCACGGGGAGCAGGACUGACGCUGAAUAUACUUGAAAUGACUUCGAAGGACAUAUCCACUGCCCUGAAAGCUGUCAUUAGUGAGAAAAAGUACAAAGAGAACGUCAAGCGUCUCUCCGACCUUCACCUCGACAGACCCAUCCACCCCCUGGACCUGGCUGUGCACUGGGUGGAGUUUGUAAUGAAACACAAAGGGGCCCCACACCUGCGACCUGCUGCUCACGACCUGAACUGGUUCCAGUACCACUCCCUGGAUGUCAUUGCCUUCCUCCUUGCUGUGGUCCUCUUCUCCCUCUUCAUCUCUCUGAAGUGCUGCCUGUUCUGCUGCCGCAGGUGCUGCUGUAAGAAGGGAAGAACAAGAAAGCCAACCAAAUCAAAGUCACACUAGCAGAUGAAAGCAGUGGUGGGAGAUCAGGUCUCCACUCCAGAGCAGAAGGAUCAGAAAACAUCUCAAAUUUCACUAAAAUAAUUGCUGACUUUCAGUCAAGAUAAUAGCAUUCCUUUUAACUAGCAUCAUGGGACAGGUUGUUGCACUGAUAAAAUUUUUGCAUUAAUUAAGAAUCAGUUGUUAAAAUAAUUUGUACAGGAGUGCUUCAGUCAUUUGGGAAGAUAAUAGUGUGAAGUCCAAGGCUCCUGGCUGCUAUGUCUUGGUGUACAGAGGACUCAUGAUGAUGUUUAUUUUUAAACCUCUAUAUGCAAUGG